Molecule: messenger RNA, 2090 nt
Organism: Ailuropoda melanoleuca (giant panda)
Lineage: Eukaryota; Metazoa; Chordata; Mammalia; Carnivora; Ursidae
Gene: PDZK1
Product: PDZ domain containing 1
Exons: 9
Coding region: 189-1760 (523 amino acids)
Biological process (GO): protein localization to plasma membrane
Cellular component (GO): apical plasma membrane
Molecular function (GO): protein-membrane adaptor activity; signaling receptor binding
Source: RefSeq, a predicted model, not a curated record
GCCCACCAGGUGGCAGGAAGCAGGACAGAGGUCACUUGAACUCAGACCACAGGUCCCUGUUAAAUACAUCAGCUUUUAAAUCAAUCUUUGUUCAAAGUCCAGUGGGUUCCAAGACUAGAGCUCACCAGCAGAGAGAGAAUUCCCUGGUGAACAGACCAGCUUUUCUUCUUCCCAGAUCCAGCACAGAAAUGGCUUCCACCUUCCAUCCACGAGAAUGUGAGCUGUCUAAACAAGAAGGGCAAAGCUAUGGCUUCUUCCUGCGAAUUGAGAAGGACACUGAUGGCCACCUGGUCCGGGUGGUUGAGAAGGGUAGCCCAGCGGAGAAGGCGGGCCUCCAGGAUGGAGACCGAGUUCUUAGGAUCAAUGGUGUCUUUGUGGACAAAGAAGAGCAUACGCAGGUUGUAGAUCUGGUCAGAAAGAGUGGGAAUUCGGUGACUUUACUAGUGCUGGAUGGGGAGUCCUAUGAGAAAGCAAUGAAAAACCAGGUAGACUUGAAAGAGUUGGGUCAAAGUCAGAAGGAGCCGAGUUUGAAUGAUAAGAAACUGGCCUCUGUGGUGAACGAAGGAGCACAGACUUGGACCCAGCCACGGCUCUGCUACCUAGUGAAGGAGGGGAACAGCUAUGGCUUCUCUCUGAAAACUGUCCAAGGUGAAAAGGGAGUGUACAUGACUGACAUAAUGCCUCAAGGUGUGGCUAUGAAAGCUGGUGUCCUGGCUGAUGAUCACUUGAUUGAAGUGAAUGGAGAGAAUGUAGAAGAUGCCAGCCACGAGGAAGUGGUUGCAAAGGUGAAGAACUCCGGAAGCCGUGUCAUGUUCCUGCUGGUGGACAAGGAGACUGACAAGCUCCAUGCUGAACAGAAGAUAAAAUUCAAGAGAGAAACAGCCAGUUUGAAACUGUUGCCCCACCAGCCCCGGGUUGUGGAGAUGAAGAAGGGAAGCAAUGGCUACGGUUUCUAUCUACGUGCAGGCCCAGAACAGAAAGGUCAAGUCAUCAAGGACAUAGAUUCCGGAAGUCCAGCAGAGGAGGCUGGCUUGAAGAACAAUGACCUGUUAGUUGCUGUCAACGGCGAGUCUGUGGAGUCCCUGGAUCAUGACAGUGUGGUGGAAAUGAUUAGAAAGGGUGGAGAUCAGACUUCGCUGCUGGUGGUAGACAAAGAGACGGACAACAUGUAUAGACUGGCUCAUUUUUCUCCAUUUCUCUACUAUCAAAGUCAAGAACUGCCUAACGGUUCUGUCAAGGAGGCUCCAGCUUGUACACAGGCUCCUGCUCUUGCUCCUGUAGAAGAUUCCAGUCCAGAUACUACAGAGGAAGUAGGAGAUCACAAGCCUAAGCUCUGCCGGCUGCUUAAAGGUGAAAAUGGCUAUGGCUUUCACUUAAAUGCGACUCAGGGUCGGCCAGGCUCCUUCAUCAAAGAGGUACAGAACGGCAGCCCUGCCGAAGUGGCAGGGCUGGAGGAUGAGGAUAUCAUCAUCGAAGUGAAUGGAGUGAAUGUGGAGGAUGAACCCUAUGAGAAGGUGGUAGAUAGAAUCCAGAGCAGUGGGAAGAAUGUCACACUCUUAGUCUGCGGAAAGAAGGCCUAUGAUUAUUUCCAGGCUAAGAAAAUUCCUAUUGUCUCCUCCAUGGCUGAUCCGCUGGCUGCCCCUGCUGAUUCCAAAGAAGAAACACUGGCAGAACCACAGCAUGACUCACACAUGGCGAAAGAACGAGCGCACAGUACAGCCUCACAUUCUUCUUCCAAUUCUGAAGAUACAGAGAUGUGAUGAGAACAAAUAAUGGCUUUGGCUGACAGCUGUUUCUGGGUAUUUAGUAGGAAUCCUUUCCUGAAGAAAGAGCUGCCAUCCAUUUACUGUCUCAGAGAGGACCUCCUCUGGAAACCAGUUCAUUAUGUGGGACUGUCUUCUGUUGUCAUUUGUCUUGGGGGUGACUACUGCAAUAGAUGGCUUAUUUAUGGUCAACUUAAGGCAGGACCCAGAUUUCAUGUGAUCUCUUUCAAGCUUCAACUUCACUACAUUUCCUCGUAAUUCUAUAGGCUCCUUGAGCACUAAAGAUGAUUCAUACAUGUGUAUACGUGAGAGCUGCUAUAAAGUAUC